Molecule: messenger RNA, 1614 nt
Organism: Mesorhabditis spiculigera
Lineage: Eukaryota; Metazoa; Nematoda; Chromadorea; Rhabditida; Rhabditidae
Source: the annotation of a GenBank genome assembly
AUGCUGUCGACGCUUCUCAGAUCUUCGGGGCGUGUGGCCAAUGUCGGGGCCCGUGGCAUGUCGUCCGCAAACUUGGAUCCCCACUCUCAGGUAGCCGAUGAGCAAAAGCCGAUGGACGAGCAGAUCAAUCCCUCUUUCUUCAAGAUGGUCGACUAUUUCUUCGACAAGGGAGCGACCGUUCUCGAGCCGAAGCUCAUCGAGGAGUUCAAAGGCGCCCAGAACGCCGCCGAGAAGGCUAACCUUGUGCGCGGUAUCCUGAAGGCCAUCAAGCCCGUCAACAAGGUCCUCUACAUCACCUUCCCCAUCCGCCGCGAGAACGGAGAGUUCGAGAUUAUCGAGGCCUGGCGUUCGCAGCACUCCGAGCAUCGCACCCCGACCAAAGGAGGUAUUCGUUACUCCAUGGACGUUUGCGAGGAUGAGGUCAAGGCUCUGUCUGCCCUGAUGACCUACAAGUGCGCCGUCGUCGAUGUUCCCUUCGGAGGAGCCAAGGGAGGAGUCAAGAUCGACCCGAAGAAGUACUCCGAGUACGAGAUUGAGAAGAUCACCCGUCGUAUCGCCAUCGAAUUCGCCAAGAAGGGCUUCCUCGGGCCCGGCAUUGAUGUGCCAGCCCCCGAUAUGGGAACCGGAGAGCGCGAGAUGGCCUGGAUUGCCGACACCUACGCUCAGACCAUCGGACAUUUGGAGAAGGAUGCUUCUGCCUGCAUCACUGGAAAGCCCAUCGUCUCUGGUGGUAUUCACGGACGUGUUUCUGCUACCGGCCGUGGUGUCUGGAAGGGACUUGAAGUCUUCGCCAAUGAUGCCGACUACAUGGCCAAGCUUGGCCUGUCGACUGGUCUGGCUGGCAAGACCUUCAUCGUUCAAGGAUUCGGUAAUGUCGGACUCCACACCAUGCGUUACCUCCAUCGCGUCGGAGGAAUCUGCGUCGGAAUUCAGGAGUACGACUGUGCCAUCUACAACCCCAACGGCAUGCACCCCAAGGAGCUCGAGAACUGGAAAGACGAGCACGGCACCAUCCGCGGCUUCCCGGGAGCCAAGAGCUUCGAGCCGUUCACCGAUCUCAUCUACGAGAAGUGCGAUAUUCUGGUGCCCGCCGCGUGCGAGAAGGCUAUCCACAAGUCCAAUGCCCACAAGAUCCAGGCCAAGAUCAUCGCCGAGGCCGCUAAUGGACCUACCACCCCCGCCGCCGACAAGAUCCUGUUGGCCCGUGGUGACUGCCUCAUCAUUCCCGAUAUGUACGUCAACUCUGGUGGUGUGACGGUAUCGUUCUUCGAGUGGUUGAAGAAUUUGAACCAUGUCUCCUUCGGCCGUCUCACUUUCAAGUAUGAGCGCGAGACCAACAGGCAUCUCUUGCAGUCCGUCCAAGAAUCCCUCGAGCGCGCCAUCGGCAAGUCCGUCCCCAUCGAGGCCAAUGAGGCUUUCUUCACCCGUAUGGCCGGAGCUUCGGAGAAGGACAUCGUCCACUCUGGACUCGAAUACACGAUGCAGCGUUCCGGAGAAGCCAUCAUCCGCACCGCCCGGAAGUACAACCUUGGCUUGGACAUCCGCACGGCCGCUUACUGCAACUCGAUCGAGAAGGUCUACCACACCUACAGGACCGCCGGAUUCACCUUCACC